Molecule: messenger RNA, 1974 nt
Organism: Colletotrichum karsti
Lineage: Eukaryota; Fungi; Ascomycota; Sordariomycetes; Glomerellales; Glomerellaceae
Product: chitin synthase
Exons: 3
Coding region: 1-1974 (657 amino acids)
Cellular component (GO): cell septum; cell periphery
Molecular function (GO): chitin synthase activity
Source: RefSeq, a predicted model, not a curated record
AUGCGGACCGCUCCCUCUCCUCCUCUCCCUCCACCGCCUCCCAUGGCGGACAGGAGCCGUCCUCCCAUGGUUCCCUCAGGCCCCUCGGGAUCAACUACACCGGCUCGCAGCCAACGUAGCUUGUCUAUCCCGAGGCCUUUCAACCCGUCCCGAGUCCAGUCACAAGGCUCUUCUGUUGUUGGCUUCACCACCGAUGACCUUCCUUUCGGUCAGCGCACACCCGGCUCCAUGGGCCAUCGCUCAUGGCAGUCUCGCGGCGGAGAGUCUGCGGCAUCUUUCGUGUCGUCCGUACAGCAAGAGGAGGCCAAGGCCAGGUGGGAUUCAGACGCGGAGCUCAAGCUCGUGUCCAAGUCUCUGCUCAGAUUCCAGAAGUGGUGUCUUCUCAUCGGCCUGCUCUGCAUCAACGCCGCUCUCAUCUACGUGUCGUUCACCUACCAUGUCGCCCACUACUUCUUCAUCGUCCUUCUCAGCUCGAACACGGUCCUCCAAUUCAUCAUGAUCGUCUUCAUCCUCGGCCACUUCCUCUUCAAGAACAUCUUCUUCUGCUUCCGCCGCAAGGAGAAUGUACCUGAGACACCCGAGCGCAUGGUCAUGCUUCUGCCCUGCUACAACGAGACCUUCGACGAGCUGACCCGAUCCCUCGACUCCCUGGUUGCCCAGAAGAACAUUGACGAGCACCCGCGCAUGAUCUUCAUCGUUGUCGACGGCAACGUCAAGGGCCCCGGCAUGGAAAAGACGACGCAAGAGUACCUCCUUCAGGAUAUUCUCGAGCCGGGCCCAACACGCUUCUUCGAGAACGGCUACCGCGCGCGCGACGGUCUUUUCAUGCCCACCAAGAUCCAGACCGGCUACUACAAGGGUCUCCCCUACAUCUUCGUCGGCAAGCGAUACAACCAAGGCAAGCGCGACAGCUUGUGCUUCGCCCGCUCAUUCUUGUACCACUUCCACAAGCGCUCCGUCAACAUUAUGACCAUGUUCAACAACGAUCUUUUCGAGCACGUCGGCAAUGCCUUCGUCGCCCAGGGCCUGGAGAACAUCGAGUACCUCGUCGGUAUGGACGCUGACACCGUCUUCGAUGAGUUCUGCGUCUGGGAGAUGUUGAGAGAGAUCCGCAAGAACCCCAAGCUCGUCGGUGUCUGCGGACACGUCUGUGUCGAUUACGAUGGUAAGAACUGGGGUCUCUGGUCGUUGUACCAGUCCGUCGAGUACUCGCAGACACAAGGUCUUCGUCGCAUGUUCCAGUCUCGCAUCACCGGCAAGGUCAACUGUCUCCCUGGAUGCUGUCAGCUCAUCAAGAUCGACGAGGCCACGUUUGGUGACGAGGUCCUCCGCCAGCGCUUCGGAUACUGCCCUAAGCCCAACGAUCUCAUGACCCAGCACAUCAUGGGCAACUACUCCGAGGACUCCAUCCACGCCAGCAUCAUCUUCUCCCUCUUCCCCCAGCGCCAGACUGCCCAGGCUCUCCGCGCCAAGGCCUUCACCAUUGUCCCGCAGGACUGGAAGGUCUUCCUGUCGCAGCGCAAACGUUGGGCCCUCGGAUCCAUCUCCAACGAGUUCGUCAUGAUCUUCCGCCCUGGUAUCAUUCCCAUCGAGCGUCUUCAGUCCAUCAUCGCCGUCUGCACCUGGUUCAUCACUCCGUUCAUCAUGGCCGCCGUCAUUGCCUUGAUCAUCAUUCUCUGCAAACGUGGUGACGAGCUCGUCCGCGACCCGGUUUUCAUGUCUCUCUUUGGCCUCCUCUUGGUCCGAUACAUCUACUCUUUCUGCAUCGGCUUCUGGCUCCCGAGAAACAUGCUCGAGCGCUUCCAGUACUUUGUCGGAUACUUCUUCCAUCUCUGCACGUCGCCGUUCCUGAACAUGAUCAUUCUCGCAUACUCUCUCAUUUACUCCGACGACUUCAAGUGGGGUAAGACUCGCGAAGUCAUCAAAGGCGACGACGAGAAGACCGACGCCGAGGGUGGCCGCGGCACUCAUUAA